AUGUUGAAGCCCGGCGACCCAGGCGGAUCUGCUUUUCUGAAGGUGGAUCCAGCUUAUCUCCAGCACUGGCAGCAGCUGUUCCCGCAGAGCAGCCAGCUCAAGAGCAGCGGGGCCCUCACCCAGCUCCCACCGCCCGAGAGAGCGGAUCCCUCGGCUGACAGCCUCCGCCAGCGCCCAGCCUCUCUCUCCUCCGCUUCCUCUUCCUCCUCUUCGUCCACCCCAUCUUCUUCCACCUCCUCUUGCGCCGCCGCCGCCGCUUCCCUGGCCGGGCUGACCUCGAUCUCUGUGGCCCAGAUUCCUGUCUUUGGGCCGCUACCGAGCUCCGAGUCCCCCUCCGGAGCGCCGGCCUCCCUGCAGAGCAAAGACUUGUGCGGCGGGGGCGCCAAGUGCAGCGAGCGGGCUGCGCCCAGGUUUCGAUGUACAGCAGAGGAGCUGGACUAUUACCUGUAUGGACAGCAACGCAUGGAGAUCAUCCCCCUGAACCAGCACACCGGUGACCCCAACAACCGAUGUGACAUGUGUGCUGAUAACCGCAACGGAGAGUGCCCCAUGCAUGGGCCACUUCACUCUCUGCGCCGCCUAGUGGGCACUAGUAGUGCUGCAGCCGCAGCACCUCCACCUGAGAUCCCUGAAUGGCUCAGGGACCUUCCCCGGGAAGUGUGUCUGUGUACCAGCACUGUGCCUGGUCUGGCCUAUGGCAUCUGCGCUGCUCAGAGGAUCCAGCAGGGCACCUGGAUUGGGCCUUUCCAGGGAGUUGUCCUUCUGCCGGAGAAGGUUCAAACGGGAGCCAUCAGGAACACUCAGCACCUCUGGGAAAUAUAUGACCAAGAUGGGACACUACAGCACUUUAUUGAUGGCGGGGAACCCAGUAAGUCAAGUUGGAUGAGGUAUAUCCGAUGUGCAAGGCACUGUGGGGAACAGAACCUAACAGUAGUUCAGUACAGGUCAAAUAUAUUCUACAGGGCCUGUAUAGAUAUCCCCCGAGGCACCGAACUGCUGGUGUGGUACAAUGACAGCUACACAUCUUUCUUUGGAAUCCCUUUACAGUGUAUUGCACAGGAUGAAAACUUGAAUGUCCCUUCAACUGUAAUGGAGGCCAUGUCCAGACCAGACACCCUACAGCCAUUUAACAAAAGUAGCAAACUACCCCCUGCCACACCACAGCGAUCCAUAGUAUUUCCACAGACUCCGUGUAGCAGAAAUUUUUCUCUUCUGGAUAAGUCUGGGCCUAUCGAGUCAGGAUUUAACCAGAUCAGUGUCAAAAACCAACGAGUUCUUGCAAGCCCAACGUCAACCAGCCAACUAAAUUCUGAGUUCAGUGACUGGCACCUUUGGAAAUGUGGGCAAUGCUUUAAGACUUUCACCCAGCGGAUCCUCUUACAGAUGCACGUGUGUACGCAGAACCCUGACAGACCCUAUCAGUGUGGCCACUGCUCCCAAUCCUUCUCCCAACCUUCAGAACUAAGGAACCACGUAGUCACCCAUUCCAGUGACAGACCUUUCAAGUGCGGCUAUUGCGGCCGUGCCUUUGCUGGUGCUACAACACUCAACAAUCAUAUCCGGACACAUACGGGGGAAAAACCCUUUAAGUGCGAGAGGUGUGAGAGGAGCUUCACACAAGCCACCCAGCUGAGUCGACACCAGAGGAUGCCCAAUGAGUGCAAGCCAAUAACAGAGAGCACAGAAUCAAUUGAAGUGGAUUAA
Emys orbicularis (European pond turtle) is the source of this 1704-nucleotide messenger RNA. It is a transcript of the gene PRDM6, whose product is annotated as PR/SET domain 6. Gene Ontology annotation, biological process: regulation of transcription by RNA polymerase II. The record is from RefSeq and is a predicted model, not a curated record. The coding region runs from base 1 to 1704 and encodes 567 amino acids. The transcript is spliced from 7 exons. Lineage: Eukaryota; Metazoa; Chordata; Testudines; Emydidae. Gene Ontology annotation, cellular component: nucleus. Gene Ontology annotation, molecular function: histone methyltransferase activity; RNA polymerase II transcription regulatory region sequence-specific DNA binding; protein binding.